GCGUCUCACCUUACGAUGCCGAGUGAGGGGCCCUUCACCUAUGAAUGGUUCGCGCGCAGGCGGUUUCCGGAAGCAAACGAGCUGACGUACGCCUGGUGGAUGCUGCUUAACGGGCCCGCCAUGAUCAUGCUCCUACUGCUGGCGUACGCUUACGUGCAGUGGAGCAUCGAGCGCAAGGGUGGAGCUACCAUGCUAGGAGGCGCGGCCGAAGCCAGGUUGACUGCUGAGGUCACACGCAAGUACAACGACCUCGGACCGCUGUCGUUCGCGGAGGCAACGGUCGUGUUCAUGGUGGUGCUGAUGGUGCUCCUACUGCUCACGAUGAAGCCGCAGAUCCUGCCCGGAUGGUCCUCAAUGUUUCCAGAACCGCAGUACAUCCGCGCGUCAGUGCCGAUGGUGUUGGUGUCCGUUCUGCUGUUCGUGAUACCGCGCAACCCGACCAUCAACGAAACGGUUCCCAUCCUGACCUGGGACGAGGUCAACAGCCGCGUCUCCUGGGGCACCGUGCUGGUCAUCUGCGGCGGCAUGACCCUCGCCGAAGCGUCCAAGAAAAGUGGCCUGUCCCGCACGGUGGCCACCACGCUGGCCGUUCUCGAGUCCGUGCCAAGCAAGCUCGUGCUGUCGGCGCUCUGCCUGCUGGCGUCGUUCAUGAGCGAGCUGGCCAGCAACUCGGCCGUUAGCUCGCUUAUGAUACCCGUCGUCAUUGAUCUGGCACGUCCGGGUGUGCUGAUGAACCUGAUGACGGUGACCGGCGAAAUCCUGUCCGUGCACAUAGUGGCAAUGUACCUGCUCGGCCUCGACUCGGUACCCUGGUGGGCCAAGGAGUACAGCAUCAGCUUGGCCAACACCAACACCAGUCACCUGGCCCGCGCCGCACGCCGUGCCGGCGUCGAUAUUGUCGAAUCCGUGGCACCGCCGGGCCCGCACGCACGCUGGUAGCCUCGCCAGCUCUUCGGCUACCGACGCUCUGGCUGCGUGUGACGAGCCGAGGGCUGCCUUUUUGGAUGCAGCUUUAGCGAAGGCGGCGUGUUCUGUGACGGCGGCUGCGAAGACUGCUCGGAACCUUGUGGCUAUGCACACUGUUCCUCGCGCGUCUGUUGGGCUCGCACCGAACACGGUUACGCAGUGAACUGUGCAUAUAAUAUUUUACGACUCAAACGCUGCAUACUCUGCCAUGUUCGCGACGUUACCUCUUCUUCCUUUCUUAUUUUGUGAUGUAUAUAUUGCACAUUGAUUGUUAAAGCGUACAGAAUUUUCUUGUUCUCAUCUAUAAGUAUUUACAUUCGAUCUUGUGGCAAUUUAUUUGUGUUUCCCGUUCUUACUAACCGAGUGCGCUGUGCGAUCUUUGGUUUGGAACCAUCGCCUGCAUGUUUUCGCUCUUGUAUUUUUUCUUUUCGACAACGAGCAAACCAGUGCUGAUUCAUACAAUUCCACUGCGGCCGAUUUCUUUAGCACUGUUCAUUGAAGGACCAUUUUCUUAGGUAGCUGUGGAGGCGAGUUCACGCAAAAAUACUCUCUCUGUUGCCCACGUGACAUGCCUCCACAUACCCACAGGAAGAAAGAUACCUGAUUGACCUAACUACCGACUAAGACUCGGUGAAGCGAAUCGAUGUAUUACGAAAAUUAAAUUAGUGCAGAUAUUGUUUGACUGCUAAUAAAUGUGAUCUUCCUUGCGAAGGAGUUAAUAUUGGCUUCUUAUAUUUCUUGCGUACCUUUCCUUAUAAGUGUGAUAAAGCUUUUAUAAGUGUAAUAAAUUUGUGUGCAAUGUUUAA
Dermacentor andersoni is the source of this 1772-nucleotide messenger RNA. RefSeq names its product Na(+)/dicarboxylate cotransporter 3-like. Gene Ontology annotation, molecular function: succinate transmembrane transporter activity; citrate transmembrane transporter activity. NCBI's taxonomy places the organism in Eukaryota, Metazoa, Arthropoda, Arachnida, Ixodida, Ixodidae. Gene Ontology annotation, cellular component: plasma membrane. The record is from RefSeq and is a predicted model, not a curated record. Gene Ontology annotation, biological process: succinate transport; transmembrane transport; citrate transport.